GAGUGGGUCGUGGUGGGGUUGGGUGCGAGGCGCAGGGGGUGCUCCCGUGUGUUAUGUGCCAUCCCCAAACUUGUUCCUAACACAUAAUAUGAGAAGGCUCUAGUCAGUGGCAGCGCCGGGAUCCAGUCGUCGGGAGUGAACAGAAGCUGCCCUGUGGCCGGGCUGACAGUCGGCGCGCGCGGUGCGGGCCGGGAGUGGAGCCGACGCGCCGGUACCGGGCGGGUCCGGGCGCGACCGACGCCGGCCGGGACGCCUCGCCAGCGGCUCAGCACCCGGCCGGAGCGGCAUGGCGCCGCGGGACUGGCGACCGUUCCUCUACGGCGGCGUCUCGUCCUGCUUCGCCGAGUGCUGCACGUUCCCGAUCGACACGACCAAGACCCGGCUGCAGGUGCAGGGCCAGCGGACGCAGGGGCUGCGCGAGCUGCGCUACCGCGGCAUGAGUCACGCCCUGGUGCGCAUCAGCCGCGAGGAGGGUCUGCGCGCCCUCUACAGGGGCAUCUCGCCGGCGGUUCUGCGCCAGUCGACAUACGGCUCCAUCAAGUUCGGCGUCUACUACUCAAUGAAGGGCGUCGUUUGUCCCAACCCGUCCGACGAGACGCUGCUCUCGAACGUCUGCUGCGCCAUCGUGGCAGGCGUCGUCUCCAGCUCGAUCGCCAACCCGACGGACGUGCUGAAGGUGCGCAUGCAGGCGGCCAACGAGUCGGUGCGGCAGAAGGGCAUGCUGCGAUGCUUCGCCGACAUCUACCGGCAGGAGGGCGUACGCGGUCUGUGGCGGGGCGUCGGUCCGACGGCGCAGAGGGCGGCCGUCAUAGUUGGCGUCGAGCUGCCCCUGUACGACUUCUUCAAGCGCUACUUCAUCCAGCACCAGCUGAUCGGCGACUCCUCCGGCAACCACUUCGCGUCCAGUUUGCUCUCCAGCCUGGGCGGCGCCGUCGCCUCCACGCCCAUCGACGUCCUCCGGACACGUAUGAUGAACCAGCGGACGCUGCUGCGGGCCGGCGUGGGCCCGGCGCCCGCCACCGCCGAGGGUCUGGUGCCCGCUCACUACUACCGCAGCAGCCUCGACUGCCUGGUCAAGACGGUACGCUUCGAGGGCUGUCGGGCCCUCUACAAGGGCUUCGUGCCUACCUGGCUGCGCCUGGGCCCCUGGAACAUCAUCUUCUUCGUCUCGUUCGAGCGGCUAAAGCAGCUGUACUAGCGGACUCAGUGCGGCGACGGCAGCGCCUCUGUCGGCGGGCGGCGACACUGCCCGGCGCCGGCCGACGGCGGCGGCGAAUCGGGUGGGCUGGCUCGCCGGCCGCGCCUGAGCACGCUCUUCACCUAGGUCUUCAAUGAAAGCUUCCCGCCACGUGCGAGCUUGCCACCACAUCGAGAGCUUUCUCCCACAUCAGCCGCGGGGCUGUGAGCUUCAGGCGCGUCGGUUCCUCCCCCGUCGUGAGCCGGCCCUGCGCUGCCACGUGCCUGCCGGGUGGGGCGCGGCGCCGCGAUCAUCCGGCCGGCGAUACGCUGGUAGCUAGACGGCCAGGCGCCUGUCUGACCCGCCCGAGAGUGGCCGUCGGCUCCGUCUGGCGCUCGGUUGACGUCAUGCAAACCCAAGCUCAACGGCCUCCUUCCGCCGCGGGGCUUCCGCUCCGCGUGGCUCACGUGGGCAGCGGUUGUUUUAUCUCUCAUGUCGUCCAUACUGUUGAUGUGUUUCGCGCUGUCACAGCGGCCGUUUUCACCGUGGCCGUGCUCGCCGCCGGAGCUCGCUCACUCUGGUUGAAUUCGCUCACUCGGGCUGAGCUCACUUACUCGGGCUGAGCGCGCUCACUCGGACUGAGCUCGCCUGCUCGGACCGCGCUGCCGCACGGACGGUGCCGCAAGUCGUAGGCACUGUUGUGCGCGGGUGCGCCCGCGUCGUGUUCGGGACGGGCUGGCGAGGCGCGAGCCUCAGCCGGUACCGCGGCUCUGGGAGGUGGCUCGGGGUGGUAAGGUGCGGUAUGGAGCCCGUGACCCCCCUCACGACGCGUGGCCGAAGAUCAUAUCCUACGCGUACGUGGACCGUGUUCUUGGCGUCCGCCGCCGAUCUCUGCCCAUUGUCGGACGGUUGGGUUCUGUGGCCGGCGUGACGGCGUGAGGCAUGUUUCUUGCCAUUUCGCCUGUUUUUUGAACCUGCAGAAGUUGUUUUAGUGGAUCUUGGGUGAGAUGCUUUACAUAUGGCAGUGAUCUGUUUUAUGAAGAGGUGGACCGCUUAAAAGGAUGACCCUCCGUGCGUUAUUUUGGAAAAUACAUCCCGUCAACGUUCACUUGACCGGCAAAGGACG
Molecule: messenger RNA, 2303 nt
Organism: Pollicipes pollicipes
Lineage: Eukaryota; Metazoa; Arthropoda; Thecostraca; Pollicipedomorpha; Pollicipedidae
Product: kidney mitochondrial carrier protein 1
Exons: 10
Coding region: 287-1198 (303 amino acids)
Biological process (GO): transmembrane transport
Source: RefSeq, a predicted model, not a curated record